Messenger RNA from Xenopus laevis (African clawed frog), 1504 nucleotides. RefSeq names its product LRRN4 C-terminal like S homeolog (gene lrrn4cl.S). The coding region runs from base 462 to 1400 and encodes 312 amino acids. The transcript is spliced from 2 exons. The record is from RefSeq and is a predicted model, not a curated record. NCBI's taxonomy places the organism in Eukaryota, Metazoa, Chordata, Amphibia, Anura, Pipidae.
UCCAUACACCUCAGCUCUGUCUGGUCUGAUUUAUUGCCUCCUUAUAAGGACAGAAAUCUGGUUCCGCACCCUAGUGAUCUGGAGAGGUUGGGGAUCCAUAAUCACUUACACCUCCGAAUCUGCUCCGCUUCAUAAGCUUUUUUUCUUGUUCUAACCCUCCCCAAAAUGUCUCAUAAGUCUACCUCCCCCUUCCCAGUUUCUGUUGUCUCUCGGUCUCCACUCCCACAUACUCAGCCAGUGAUUCAGGGUCCUAGUGUUGAGUUGCAUCACAGCUUUGGCAAAUAUAAGCAGAGCCUCAGAGAAGAGGAACAGAGGCUUCCUGGGUAAAGAAGCCGACAGUUCUGGUGAGUUGCAAGUUAAAGGAAUAGGCACAAGAGACCCGGGAUUAAGACACAUAAAGUCAAACAGCUACACAGGAGAAUAUCUACAGAGUUACACACUGGAGCUGGAGUUUCCUUAAGAUGCCUCUCCUCCUUCCAGCUCUGUUGUGGCUGAUCCCACUUUGCCAAGUGAUCGUUUGUGACCCGACUUCACCCAGUGAGAGUCGGACGCAGUCAUUGGAUACAAGCAACACAACGUUUGUGGGCAACAACAGUGUCAAUCUCAUCACAACUGCCUCCACCUUGACCACCAAGCAGUCUACUAGUUCCCCGAUCCCUGAGAUCACAGGCAACCGCCAAAGCACAAGAGAGCGUCUCUUACAUGUCAUUGACACUGAAUGGGAGGAUUAUUAUUGGGAUAAUGAAGACAAUGUUGAUGAAAAGUUCACCACCAAACCAUCACCUGCCCCUCUAAUCCCCUGCCCCUAUGACCGCUGCAAACACCUGGAACCUGAAUGUAAAGAAAUACAAAGGAAGGCUGGAGGCAAUUGCCUUUGCCCUGGGGUGAGUGGAUUUAAAAUACCACCUGAUUCUCCCCGUAUAGCAGAAGUCAAUGCUGGAGAGAAGGGGAUUAGUGUUGGCUGGUGCUCCCCUAUGUCCACUGUGCAGGGUUAUAGGGUGCUGUAUGGGACCACUGAUAGUCAGCUAGAGAAAGGACCCAUCCUAAACAAUACACAUCGAAUGUUUCCCAUUGAGAAUCUCCUGCCUGGUACAUCUUACACAGUGUGUGUAGUAGCAUUUAAUGAUGCAGGAGAAAGUCCUGCAAAUGUUGAGGAAGAGGAUGGUGGAUGGGAGACAGGAGCAACGGGUCCCUGCAGGGUCCUUCACACCUCCAGCUCCUCUACGUCACAUAUUUACUUGGGAAUAGGAGUGGGAUUGGCGAUGCUUAUGGUACUGGGACUGGCUGUUUUAGGUUACUUUUCGUGGAAAAGAAGAAAGGGGAACAUGAAGGUAUUUGGAGGAGAGGAAAUGGGAAUUAGAAACUACUCCUAUAAGGCUGAAAGCAUGGAUAAGUUGUAAAUUACAUUCUGAGAAAAUAUUUGUAUAUAAUAUGUAUAUUUUGUUUAUACUGGACUGUCUUUAUAAUUAUGAUUUAUUUAUUGUAAUAAACAUCUAUUUUUCUA